AGUGCAGAAAAAGUGCGUUGAACAGAUUUUCAGCUGCGCUUUGAAGAAUUGUACGGAUGUGACUGUGAGCGCAAAAAAGCAUUAAAAGGACGCGCGACUCCAAAGUGUGUAAUGAACAUCGCGAAGAUCCGUCAACUGUGUUUAUAUUUGGGUUUAUAAGUUAGAGGUGUGUUUAUUGUUGUUUUCUUUCGGGGUAUUCUCGCGCUCUUUUUGAAAGUUGUUGACUAUAGUACAGGGCCUGUGUGUGUUGCGGAGCAGCACCCAUUUGGGAAUGCCCAAACACCGACUAAACAAAUGCGCCUUUCUUGUCGACGGAAACAGUCUAAAGCCACAAAAAACGAGUCGUUACUGCAAACGGAUGAGUGUUUCUGGGCGUUACAAACGGAUGGUAAUUCAUUUGAGCUGUCAAAUGAUGGGAAAUACGUUGUUUUUUAAAGUUUUAAGAUAAGAUAUCAGUGAUCAUAUGAGCAGAGAGGUGUUUCUGUUUGACAGCAGAUGUGUGAGAGUCCAAAAUGUCUCUGUGCGAGACUUGUUGGGCGAGUUUAGGCUUGCAUGCAAGGGCUCUCCUCUCCUCUCUUUUUUCCCUUUCUUUUUGAGACAGUGUUUAUAUGAGAACAGCUGUGUGUGUGUGAGAGAGAGAGAAUUGGUGCUUCCUCGUGUACAAGCCUGUGUUACAUAAGUCCGUGUGUGGAAAAUAAAUAAUGGUGUGCAUCCUUCCUCAAUCCCCCUGUUAUCAGUUAUCAGUUUUCAUAAGGCCACGAUGUUGAUGCUGGCUGGAAUCGUUGUCCUGCACAUUACCACCAUCAUUCUGCUUCUGGUGGCCACCAUUGAUAAUGCCUGGUGGAUCACUGAUACAGUGUCAACUGACUUGUGGGGCAAGUGGGAGUUUGCAAACUCAGUCUGGCAUUACACCAACCUGAAAAACUACCCAGAGGACUAUCUCCAGGCCAUUCAGGCCACCUCAGUGCUUGCCUGUGUUUUUGCCAUUCUGGCCCUGUUUGUGUUUGUGGCUCAGCUGUUCACCCUGCCCAAAGGCCAGAGGUUCACCUUCACUGGCAUUUUACAGUUCAUCGCCUGCCUGUGUAUAAUGAUAGCAGCCUCAAUCUACACGGCUGAGCUUCACGCCAGCGACACAGAGGGAGGCUACGGACACUCCUACGUCCUGGCCUGGAUCUGUUUUGUCCUCACCUUCAUCUUAGCGAUCACCUACCUCGUCCUGCGGAAGAAGAGUGAGUGAGAAGAGAAGAGGAAUGAGGGCAGGCCUGGGAUCAUAUUCCCAGAUUGAAUUUGGGGAAGUAAUGAAUAGGAUUUGUUUCAAAAUUGGGAGGGAAAAGAUUGUUAAUCUACAUCUGCAGCUAGGAAAAUGGGGGGAAUGAUGUCCAAUUGCUAAACAAGAGCCAUUUGUUUAUAUUCUGAAUAUUAUAAAUUGAAAUGGAACUCGUGCUUACAUUACAUGAAGGGCUGGACUUUACUUAAUAGAUUUCUAUUUGAUUAAAAAGAGAAGAGGGCAAUAGUUUAUUCAUGAGUAAGGCAGUAUGGGCCACAAAAUAAUAAUUGAGAUUAGGAGGGUGCAACCCUUAUUUCAUAUUAGUAUAAUCAUAAAAUGAUUAAUGAAUCAAUGGUUUCCUUUGUCUUUUAAGUGCAGUUCUAUAUAGUAGGUUUGGAGAACUCCAUAUCAAUUAGUACUGUAAAGGACACUCAACAUUUUGAGAAAUAAAGAGUGAGAAGAUCAAUACCACUGUUAGAAACAGAGUGGUAUCAAUCUUCUCAUCUAACACUCACAAGAAAGAAAGAAUUAUUUCCCAUAAUGUAAAACUGUUCUAACUCUAAAGAGUAAACAAAAGCCCUUUGAGAUGUAUCUGUGAAGGUACGGCAUGUUGGCGAAACUACAACAUUCUUGUUGAAGUACUUGAACAAUCAGGAAAGACAAGCCUAAUUUACAGUACACAUAGUUUUAAUCAUGUAUCAUUAUUUUACAACUGAAGUAUAGUGUAUCCUUUUUUAAUCUAUGUACAUUGUAAUCAUUAUAUUUUUGUAACAUUUUGCAUUGAGUGUAUUUUUUUUUAACCAUGUUUGAUUUUGUGUCUGUAGUUGGCUGCUAUCAUAAGAAAAGUACAUGCAAUUUGUACAAGUGAACCAGGGAGGGAGGACAAUGGUGGUUUCAUUUCACCGUAUUUCAUAACUAUGCAAUAGAAGGUUUUGUUUGUAAUUACAUAGGAAUUUAAGCCAUAUCAUAUCAUGUAUUAAUAAAACAAAUUAUAUCAAAGUUUCAAAA
Morone saxatilis (striped sea-bass) is the source of this 2275-nucleotide messenger RNA. RefSeq names its product epithelial membrane protein 1 (gene emp1a). The record is from RefSeq and is a predicted model, not a curated record. NCBI's taxonomy places the organism in Eukaryota, Metazoa, Chordata, Actinopteri, Moronidae. Gene Ontology annotation, cellular component: plasma membrane. The transcript is spliced from 4 exons. The coding region runs from base 761 to 1237 and encodes 158 amino acids.